AUGGCCAAGCGCUCACUCAAACCCAAACCUUACAAACCCAAGUUCGUCGACACCGGCAACAAUCUUGGCAAAAGGCGCCGUGAGAUCGCUGCCCAAGCCAAGUUAGACGAGAUUGCUGCCGCAAAACGGCACCGCAAGUGGGAGCAAAAAGACGUUUUGAAGCAGCUCUUGCCUAGCUUUGUUGCUGCUUCCAAGGAGGGCCAAGUCACUGCUUAUAUGUCUCGCGCUUGUUUGGUGUGGUUCCUUCGCUUUCCUGAGCCUGCAGAUGAGGAGGUUUUCGUCAAUGAAGAGUUCAAAGAUGACCCAGCGUACGAGGAAUACAUUCGGGAAGCGCGUCGUAAGUGGAUGCGCGGGAAGCUCUCCUGGAUGUGUGGGAGCUUCGCGACUAAAGAGGAUGGUCCAAAGCCUGAGAAACCCGUUUGGGUGCUGGAGUUGAACUUGGCAGCGCAGGGGAUUCUAAGCAAAUUAGAAAUACCUUGGAAAUGGGACCCUGAGGCAUUGGCGGCGUUGGAGGCCCUAGAGAAAUGUGUGGCUCCAUGCAAGAGGUAA
Messenger RNA from Laccaria bicolor S238N-H82, 549 nucleotides. RefSeq lists its product as uncharacterized. Lineage: Eukaryota; Fungi; Basidiomycota; Agaricomycetes; Agaricales; Hydnangiaceae. The coding region runs from base 1 to 549 and encodes 182 amino acids. The transcript has 3 exons. The record is from RefSeq and is a predicted model, not a curated record.